AUGGAGACUCGUUUAGGAGGAGACCGUGCUAAUGGAAUCACAAACCAACUUCCCUUUGAUAAUGCUAUUCACAUUGAUACUAUAGGCUACGCUGGUGGUUUGUGGCUACUUUGGAAUUCAGAUAGGGUGGAUAUUACUCUCUUAUCAAAAAUGGAGCAGGAAAUCAACGUUACUUCUAAGGUAUGUCACUAUAAUUGUUCUUGGUUAUUAUUUGUUGUCUAUGCUAGUCCAAGGCUUGCAAAGCGUUCCAUCUUAUGGGAAAAUCUCUCCACUUUAUCAGAAAUGCAUAGCUUGCUGUGGGUAAUUGCAGGAGACUUUAAUGAGCCCCUUAAUGAUGAAGAUAAAUUUGGGGGCAGAGGAGUUAGUGUCAACAGGUUUAUGCUCUUUAAGGAGUGCCUUGAUAAGUGCAACAUGUUGGAUUUGGGCUUCUUGGGGCUAAGAUUUACCUGGACAAACCGAAGGGAUGUUAAUGUGUUCAUUCAAGAGAGAAUUGAUCGCUAUUUUGUUAAUCAUGACAGGUGUGCAAUUUAUCUGGAGGCUAGAGUAACCCACCUCACCCGCUGCCACUCAGAUCAUUGUCCGGUUCUUUUGGAAACCUUGCCGAGCAGCUCCACCCACAUUUUGAGACCAUUUAAAUUUCAAAGUUUUUGGCUGUCCGGUCCUACAUUCCCUUCUUUGGUUUCCAAGGAGUGGGCUCCCUCUCGAAAACUACCUAUGGCAAUUGAAGGCUUUACCCAAGAGGCUCAACGUUGGAACAAGCUCCAUUUUGGGAAUAUCUUAGCUAAGAAAAAACCUCUUCUCGCCAGAUUAAAUGGAAUCCAGAGAGCUUUGGCAAAUGGGCCUUCUUCUUUCCACAUUGAACUUGAAAGGAAGUUGCAUAGGGAGCUUGAAGUUGUUCUUGACCAGGAGAGAGAUUUAUGGGCUUUAAAAUCAAGGGUGAAUUGGAUGAUUCUCGGUGACCGUAAUACAGCAUUUUUUCACAUUUUGACCUAG
Messenger RNA from Quercus robur (English oak), 993 nucleotides. RefSeq lists its product as uncharacterized. The coding region runs from base 1 to 993 and encodes 330 amino acids. NCBI's taxonomy places the organism in Eukaryota, Viridiplantae, Streptophyta, Magnoliopsida, Fagales, Fagaceae. The record is from RefSeq and is a predicted model, not a curated record. The transcript has a single exon.